Messenger RNA from Camelina sativa (false flax), 2922 nucleotides. RefSeq lists its product as uncharacterized. The record is from RefSeq and is a predicted model, not a curated record. Gene Ontology annotation, molecular function: protein binding. Lineage: Eukaryota; Viridiplantae; Streptophyta; Magnoliopsida; Brassicales; Brassicaceae.
UAGCUAGCUGCCACAAGGGGGGCGCUUUUUAUUUGGUCUACAUCUAUCAAAUUGCAGAUUUAUUGAGCACAGAGUACAAAACCUACUAUGAUUAAAUAAUACCUCCACGGCUCCACGUCUGGUUUCAACAAAACGAGCGACGCGUCUAAUUAGAUGAAACAUCCAUUCAAUUAUUACUUUUGAACUUUCCUGAAAUAUACAAACCAUAACAAGAUCCUGCUACGUAUUUCUCUCGAAAAACCAAAACAAAAAUUCUUGCUGCAGAAUAAUAUUCUUUACACAUUCUUCUUUCUUUUUUUUCUCGAAAUUUAAACUUUUUAAUCUUUUGAAGAUCAUAAAAAAGAGAUUAACAAAUGAUAAAAUGAUAAAAUACCGUCAGAUAUGGUCCACUCACGGGGAAUGAAGGAAUCUUGUAUAUCUUCGAUGCUCCCAAAAUUACUAUUUUUAUACUUUUUUUCUGGUAACACAUAAUCACAAGUUCCGUCCGUCUCCGCCACAACAACACGAUCUUCAAGACUUCUCCUUUUUUUUUGUUGCCUUCUGCUUCAUCACUUUGUGUGCGUCGUAAACAAAUAUAUCUCCAUUGAUUUCAAACUAUUCAUAUUCUUCUUUGUAUUCUACUUCCUCUGUUUUCUCUUUAUUUAUUUCCCUUAUCACAUAUGCUCUGUUUUUUCUAAUCUUUGAGAGAGUCUUUAAUUUUUGGUUUAACAAAAACCGAGUAAGACCCGGUUCCAAAUCUAAACCGGAAAUGCCACCGCCGAUAUUUCCUCUCCGGUGGGAAAGCACCGGAGACCAGUGGUGGUACGCUUCACCGAUCGAUUGCGCUGCCGCGAACGGUCUAUACGACGUUGUCAUCGAGCUUCUUCACCAAGACACAAACCUCCUCGUUAAACUCACUUCCCUCCGCCGUAUCCGCCGCCUCGAAACCGUCUGGGACGACGGAGACGGUAACAACUGCCACGUGGCUCUUAACCGCUCCCGCGUCGCUAAAAGACUACUAGAAGAGUGCGAAAUCGGGAACGGAGAUAACUCCCUCAUCAGAGCUGGCUACGGCGGCUGGCUGCUUUACACCGCCGCUUCCGCCGGAGAUUUAGAAUUCGUGAAGAAGCUUCUAGAGAGAGAUCCACUUCUCGUGUUCGGUGAAGGAGAAUACGGUGUCACUGAUAUCCUCUACGCGGCCGCACGAGGUCGAAACGACGACGUGUUCCGUCUCGUUCUCGACUUCGCUUUGUUACCGGCUGAUAUCGCCGGCGUCGAAGAAAUCAACGGCGAAAAGUUAACAGAGAAACAGUUAAUAGUAAAAGAGGAGAUGGUAAAAAGAGGAGUCCACAGUGCCGCGAGAGGCGGACACGUGACAAUCCUCGAUGAACUUUUACCCUCUGGCAAAUACGACGACGUUUCAAAACUCAGAGAUGCGUUUGGUUCUACUCUGUUACACUCUGCUUCUAGCAGAGCUCAAAUCGAAGUGGUGAAGUAUCUUGUAUCCAAGUAUGAUUCGAUCAUGGAGGUUCAAGAUAGCCAUGGAAACACAGCGUUACAUAUAGCUGCUUACAAGGGUCAUUUAGAUGUAGUGGAGGUUCUUAUUAACGAAUCUCAACCGUUGAUUUCCAUUGUUAACGGAGAUGGUGACACGUUUCUUCACACGGUCGUCUCUGGUUUUGCUGCGUCCGGGUUUAAACGGUUGGACCGGCAGAUGGAGCUUCUGAAGAAGUUAGUCUCAGGAGGGGGAGGAAGCUGUUCCGUUGACUUUUCUGAGAUUGUCAACGUUAGAAAUUGUAACGGAAGAACUGUGGUUCAUCUAGCUGUGAUGGAUAAUCUUAACGCCGUUAGACCUGACGUCGUUGAGAGUCUGUUGAGAAUCCCUGGCGUUGAUCUUAACGUCGUUGAUUCGUACGGGAUGACGGCCAUUGAUUUGCUUAAACGGCAAACGCCGAAAACGCUCGUUUCUGAGUUGUUGAUCAAACGGCUUGUUGCCGCUGGUGGGAGAACAAACUGCGGUGAGAGCGUUUCGAGGUUUAGAGAAGAGCGUUAUGGAUUCUGCGGUAGUCCAGGAACUUCGUUUGAGAUAUCUGAUUCUGAGAUUUUUCUAUUCACGGCGGCGAGAACGGAUCACACCGCUGAGUUAAGAAGUCCAGACAGAGAGAGUUUCGAUGGGAUCAGUGAGUGUUCGACUGAAAUCUCCACGCAUUCUAAACGCAAACGCCGCGGUGGUGGUGGCGGCGGGGGAACAGGAGCGCGUCUUAAGCUUCUUUUACGGUGGGCGAAGAAGGAAGAGUCGGAGGAGAAUCGACGUUUCUCAGGAGAUAACAACAACCGUCGUGUUCCUCUCAGAGAGAUGUAUUCGCCGUCGGGUUGUAACAGAGGAGAAAGAGCGUUUCCGAUGAGAACAGAGAGUGGUGAUCUCCCGAGUUUAUCAGUGAGAUUGAAAUUUACUCAAGGGUUGAUGAAAGGUGUCGUGGUUCAGGAAUCUCCGAGAUUCGUGUUCUCUCCUCCGGCGGUUUCUGAUUACUCUGGAGCUCCGUCGUCGGCUUGCUCGUCGCCGUUUCAGACGGUUUCUUCGGAAUUAGGGAGAAGAACACCAGCGAUGAAGAAAAAGGGAUCUUUUAUGGACAGAUACUUGUCUUUUGGGGGUAAAGGAUUAGCCAUUGAUGGUUCUUCUGAGAUGAAUAGUGGCUCUGGUCAUCGUCUCCGUCCACGGAGUUUCAAACGAGCCAUCUCUUUGGUUUCUUCUUGAAAUCACAUAGUUUUCUUUUGUCACACGUAAUCUUUACCCUUUAACUCAAGGGGUUACAUUUAAAUUCAUAUAAUUGUAAGAAAAGGGAAAUAAAAAUAGAUUCUUGGUUUUAAUAAAAGGAAAACUGAAGUUUGAAAGUAUUAUUUUCGGUUUUUUUUUUUAAAUUGGGAUAAUUGGUAAUUUAUAUA